This is a messenger RNA of Parastagonospora nodorum SN15, 387 nucleotides long. RefSeq lists its product as hypothetical. The record is from RefSeq and is a predicted model, not a curated record. Gene Ontology annotation, biological process: endosome organization. Gene Ontology annotation, cellular component: BLOC-1 complex. The transcript has 2 exons. Bases 1 to 387 code for a protein of 128 amino acids. NCBI's taxonomy places the organism in Eukaryota, Fungi, Ascomycota, Dothideomycetes, Pleosporales, Phaeosphaeriaceae.
AUGUCCGCCAUCCCAGUGUCUGAACUGGGCCUCAACUCGAGCGAAGCGAGAUAUCUCCAGCAGCAAAUCGCCGCCUCGCAGCAGGGCAGCAAUUCGUCGCGCGCAGCUUCUCACGCCUCCAGCCAGGGCCGUCUCCUCCUGGAUCCCACCAGCUUACAGGCGCUCAGCGCCCACUUUGACCGUCUGAUGUACUCGAUCCAGCAGCGAUGGCACUAUUACGACCGCGCAGGUAACGCAAUCCAAAUGGCCGACGCCGAAAUCGCCCGCUUCCGCGCCAUCCUGCGCGAAAUCGACGAGCUGCAGACGGAAUUCGACAAGGUCCGCCGCAUUGGCGAGAUUGUCAAGGGCUUCAGGUCGAGGGUCGAUCGCUUGGAUCGCCGCAUAUAG